This is a messenger RNA of Eubalaena glacialis (North Atlantic right whale), 1879 nucleotides long. It is a transcript of the gene LRRC28, whose product is annotated as leucine rich repeat containing 28. The transcript is spliced from 11 exons. Bases 394 to 1497 code for a protein of 367 amino acids. Gene Ontology annotation, molecular function: protein binding. NCBI's taxonomy places the organism in Eukaryota, Metazoa, Chordata, Mammalia, Artiodactyla, Balaenidae. The record is from RefSeq and is a predicted model, not a curated record.
UGGAGCAUUAUCGCGAGGUUCCGUCUUCCUCUCCUCCGCUCUGUCUUCCCCCAACUCUCUGAAGUGAGGGUUCCGCCCCGUCCCGCCCCCCGUCGUCCGCGCCCCGCCCCGUCCCCUCCCGGCGCCCCGCCCCGCCCGCCGAGUCCCGGCUUGCUGUCCAGCGCCCCUGCGCCCGGGAGCGCUGGCUUCGCUGGUCGAGGCCUGUUUCUUUGCUACUUCUGAUCAUCUGCAAAGCUAAGAAGAAAGAAAGAAAAGAGAAUAAAGAGAUGAAAGAAAGAAAAUAUUAGAAUAUAGGACAAUAUUUAGAUAGUAAGAAGUGAAGAAAAUGAAGCUAAAUGGACCAAUUUUGACAAGAUGUAGUGCUGCAGUGUGCCUGAUGGGAUAUGUUGAGUCAUGGCAUCUGAACUUUGUAAGACGAUCUCUGUGGCAAGGCUGGAAAAGCACAAGAAUUUGUUCUUAAAUUAUAGGAAUCUGCAGCAUUUCCCAUUGGAGUUACUAAAAGAUGAGGGACUACAGUACUUGGAGAGACUCUACAUGAAAAGGAACUCCCUUACAACCUUGCCAGAAAACCUUGCUCAGAAGCUUCCAAACCUUGUGGAACUGUAUCUUCACUCAAAUAACAUAGUUGUGGUUCCGGAAGCCAUUGGGUCCCUUGUAAAACUACAGUGUUUGGAUCUUAGUGACAAUGCCUUAGAAAUUGUUUGCCCAGAAAUUGGUCGUCUGAGAGCUUUACGUCAUCUUCGAUUAGCUAAUAACCAACUGCAAUUCCUACCUCCAGAGGUUGGCGAUUUGAAGGAGCUGCAGACACUAGACAUUUCUACCAAUCGUUUGCUAACUUUACCCGAGAGGCUUCACCUGUGCCUUUCUCUGCAGUACCUCACUGUGGACCGAAAUCGUCUAUGGUGUGUGCCGCGCCAUCUCUGCCAGCUGCCCAGCCUCAAUGAGCUCUCCAUGGCUGGAAACCGUCUUGCAUUUUUGCCGCUUGAUUUAGGUCGAUCUCGAGAACUACAAUAUGUGUACGUGGAUAACAACAUUCAUCUGAAAGGCUUGCCGUCCUAUCUGUACAACAAAGUCAUCGGGUGCAGUGGCUGUGGUGCUCCCGUUCAAGUUUCUGAGGUGAAGCUGCUCUCCUUUUCAUCAGGGCAACUAACAGUUUUCCUCCCUGCUGAGGUGAAGGCCAUAGGGACAGAGAAGGAUCACGUCCUGCCUCUGCAAGAGCUGGCCAUGAGGAGUCUGCAUCACACCUACCACAGUUUUCUGAAAGAUCUGGACUUUCUGUCUCCAAUCUCGUUACCCAGAAGUCUCCUGGAGCUGCUGCACUGCCCCUUGGGGCACUGUCACCGGUGUAGUGAGCCCAUGUUUACGAUUGUCUACCCCAAGCUAUUUCCCUUGAGAGAGACGCCAAUGGCAGGGCUGCACCAGGGGAGGACAACUGUGAGUUUUGUGGCUUACUGCUGCUCCACCCAGUGUCUGCAGACUUUUGACCUACUGAGUUGAUAAACACUCAAGAGCCUCAGGAGUGUUGCCAGCUUGACACUGCAGUUGCCUGCAUAUCGCACAGUGUGACAGAGGGACAGGAGAGUCCAGCCAGGCCCAACAGGCCCUUCCGUCCUGUCCUGUCACACUUGGAGACUGCAGGACUCUGGAAAUGUCAUGAUCGAGCUUCAGAGCUGAAAUGCCUUCACCCUUCCCCCAAGUUGGAAUAUAUCCUUCCCCAAAUUAAGAACCCUUUGUCUUCUGUGUUUUUCUUUUAUGUCAGCGAGUCUCUUAUGCAGACUAUUUAGUUUGAUGUGCCUCCCCAAAUCCAAUUUAGAGCAAGUUUAAGCUCCCUGAAGAACUGUAAUUUGAUAAUAUAACCAAAUUAACUUUUGAACACACA